Molecule: messenger RNA, 1335 nt
Organism: Impatiens glandulifera
Lineage: Eukaryota; Viridiplantae; Streptophyta; Magnoliopsida; Ericales; Balsaminaceae
Product: survival of motor neuron-related-splicing factor 30
Exons: 8
Coding region: 138-1040 (300 amino acids)
Cellular component (GO): nucleus
Source: RefSeq, a predicted model, not a curated record
GAUCACCUCCUUCCUUCGUUGCAGUCUUGCUGAAAGGUUGCUUCAUUACCGCUCGUCAUCGUUUUAGGGCUUGCGAUAUUCGAAUUGAAUCGAAAACCCUUGGUUUCAAGAAUUUGUAGUAUUUCGUAAGCACGACCAUGCAAGGAGGCGAAGAACCAAGUAUAGAGGAACUCGCUUCAAGUCUCUCCACUUACAAGGAGCAACUUCAGCAGAUAAAAUCACUGUUGGAGGAUGAUCCUGGAAAUUCUGAGUAUGAAGACAUGAAGAAGGAACUUAUUGAGGUGAUAACUUUGACAGAAGAACUUCUUGAUACUGCUAGGCAGAAUGAAGGUGCCGGAUUGGGUGGUAGAGCUGCUUUUCCUUAUGAUGAUUCCAGUUCUGCACCGAGUGAUAAUGUACCAUCAAACGCAUUUGAUCAUCAUCUAGACAAGUUUCCGGUGGGUACAAAAGUUCAAGCUGUGUGGAGUGAAGAUGGUGAAUGGUACGAAGGAACAGUUGAGGAACAUACUAUGAAUGGCUAUCGUGUUCGCUAUGAUGGAUGGGGCAAUGAGGAAGAGGUUGAUCCAGACAAUGUAAGAGCGGUUCAAGAAGGAAUUGUGGAUGCAUUAGUGGAAGCUGAGAAGCAAGCUGAGGCAACUAAACAAGCUCUCAAGCGUAAGAUUGCCCAAGCUGGUGAUGCUGUAGAAUUCCAGUCCCGAAGCUUACCAGCAAAACUUCAGAUAGAUCCUAAUGACCCUGAGGAUGUUAAAGCUGCAAAGCGUAAGAAGAUUCAUUCAUUCAAAUCAAAGGUGCGGAAGGAACAACUUGAAGUUUCUCAGAACAAGAGACAAAAUGCAUGGCAACAAUUCCAAACAACAAAGGGCCAGGCUAAGAAGAUUGGUUUCUUUUCGGGGAGGAAGAAGGAUAGCAUAUUCAAGUCACCAGAAGAUCCUUUCGGGAAGGUAGGUGUGACAGGAAGUGGUAAAGGUUUGACUGAUUUUCAGAGGAGAGAAAAACACCUGCAUCUCAAGGGAGCUAAUAUGGAGACAACCGACGAUUAAUAUAGAGAAAUCCUCUAAGGCGUCUUCACCAGUUUGUUUGUUUCUUUACAGCGAUGUUUUGUUACUAAAUUCUGGAAGGUUCCAAAACUCUAAUUUUCUGUCCUCUCAUCAUAUUAUGUAAAUUAGACAAUGAAAAACUAGUUUGGCUGAUUUGCACUAUUUUUCUUUUUGGUAUCAAACAUGUCAAAUUCCAGACCUGUUUGUUUAUACGCUAUCAUGGUAUUCAAUUUUGUAUAAUAAGAAUGAUUACGGGUAUUAAUAAAAUAGACAAGCAGCAGCAGUAGCUAAUUGAGAU